This is a messenger RNA of Physella acuta, 1162 nucleotides long. Its product is annotated as epithelial membrane protein 1-like. NCBI's taxonomy places the organism in Eukaryota, Metazoa, Mollusca, Gastropoda, Physidae. Gene Ontology annotation, cellular component: plasma membrane. The record is from RefSeq and is a predicted model, not a curated record.
CCCGCGUCUCUGGUUAAGGCUGGCUUGGCUUUUGUGUUACCUGUUACAGAAACUCGGCAUUGGAUAUUUCCUAGAAGGUAAACUGAAACUAAACUGAAACUAAAUCAGAACAACUGCAUUCGUUUCUUCGAGUACAAGAUUCAGGACAGACGCUUAUUCGAUUACAGGUAUUUAAUUUCCCAUCAGCCUUAAGAUGUCUCUCCCGGAAGGAGCCAGUGCUGGGACUGUUCUGGCUGUGCUGAUGCUGUUUGUUGGCUCUCUGCUACACAUCAUUGGGCUGUCCACGACAGAGUGGUCAGUGAGUAACAACGAACAGGGUUCGUCCAGCUCUGGACUGUGGAAAGAAUGUUUGAACGGGAAAUGUGAAGACCGCAAGGACACGAAAGAGAGCAUAAGGACAUGCGGGGCCAUGGCCAUACUUGGGAUGUUGGUCAGCUUUGUGGCCAUCGGAUUGGCUGUAGCGGACAUCUAUAUUAGGGUCAGGGGAAGUGUAUCUUCGUUGCCGUUGCCUAUCAUUUCAGCGGCCUGUUCCGCAAUUUCAUUUGUGUUUAUUGUGGUCUGCAUCAUCAUCUGGUCCGCCACCAUUGGCUCGUCCACCUACCAGUACACCUACACCGACUACACCAUCCGCGUCAGCAGCUACUACCACUACAGCUUCAGCAUCGGGUUCUCCUUCAUCCUCAGCAUCCUUGGCGGUAUCAUCAUCGUCUCGGGUGGGGGGGUUUAUCUUUACACGAGCAGGUUUAUAUCCAAGUCAGCUGAUGUCGGAACUAGAUUUACAUAAAUAUCUAGUAUUGGUUACCGUCAGUUAGUUAAACUUGUACACAUUGUUAAUCACAUAACUGACUGAAAGUACAUAUAUAGAUCAAUGAUAUGGGAAUUAACAAUUUAUAAAAUAUAAUAAAAACUAAUAGUGUGUUUUUUGUGAAAUAAUAUUAAGUAUUAUGUUUAAAUAAUUCAGUCUAAAUUGUUUUAUUAAAUAAUAUUUUAUUUUGUAUGUACGUUUUAUCAUUUAAUCUGAUUUUACUUUGGUAAGAUAAUACAUGCAUACUCUAUUACAUAUGUAUUAUGUCACAUUUGUUCUGAGUUAUUAGGUAAAAUAAUACAUCUGUACUCUUUUAUCCAAUACUCAUUAAAAUUGGUUUGUAAUAAAAUAAUUCAU